AUGUUCCAUACAUUCGAGGGAUUCGAGAACCCCACGGGUUUAAUCCAAACCCGGGGUCGCAACGAACGUCAGCCGUCGGUCGGUCGGCGCGUUACGACUCUUCGCGCCUGUACAUCCUGCAGACAUCGAAAGAUCAAGUGUGACGGAGAGAAGCCUUGCGAGGCGUGCAGAUGGUAUAAGAAGGCGGAUCAGUGUCAUUAUUCGGACCCUCGGCCAUCUCGGAGACAUGUGGAGAAACUUUCUACUACUCUCGAUGAAUACCGCAGUAUUCUCGAGAAGCUCUUCCCCACGGUGGCACCGGAGACCCUGCUCAAUUUGCCACGCGAGAAGCUCGUGGAGCUAAUGGGCAAGGGUUCGUCGCCGGUGCAUGCUCAGGUGCCACCGCCCCAUCAUCCAGCGUCCCCGGCUACUUCUGCCUCGGUUGACGCCCAUGUGUCGCCCAUGUCCAAUGAAGAUGGCAAUCUCGAGUCGCUCCAAACAAUGCCUGAUGAUUCCAACGCGCGCAAUCUGGGCGGUGCGGAGAUGGCCAACGGCAUUUCUGACGAUGUCAACGCCCUUUCCCUCUCCGCCCGACAGGCCUCCUCAUACUUGGGCGUCUCUUCCAUCAACGCCGUGCUCAAAGUGAUCGUCUGGCUUGACCCUGGCUGUCUGGGCUACUUCUCUCGCACUCCGGCCGUCAACCGCCAGGAGUCGGCCAUGGACUAUCCUCCCCCUCCUCCUCUUUCAGAUACCCAGACCUGGGGAUCAUCCCAAGCACAGCCCGAAACGCCCCCGCAACCCCAAUUGCAAGUUACCGACCAACAACUCCUCGACGCCUAUUUCACAUAUUUCCAUCCGUUCGUUCCCAUGCUGGAUGAACAGUGCUUCCGCGAGACCUACGUCUCCGGUCGGCGGAGAGACGAUCGUUGGCUCGGGCUGCUGAACAUUGUCUUUGCCUUGGGCAGCAUAGCAGCGGGCACGGCGGACGACGUUUCGCACAAAACAUACUAUGCACGGUGUAAAAGGUACGUGAGCCUGGAGUCGCUGGGCUCCUCCCACAUGGAAACCAUCCAGACCCUGGGUCUUCUGGGUGGCUAUUAUCUGCACUACAUCAGCCAGCCAAACUUGGCGUACAGUCUGAUGGGAGCAGCACUGCGCAUGGCUGCCGCCUUGGGGUUCCACAAGGAGUUUUCAGAGACCUCGGAUAGUCCGAAGAAGCAGAAUAUCUCGUCUGCGGACCUCAAGCGGCGAGUGUGGUGGUCGCUGUUCUGCAUGGACACUUGGGGCGGGAUGACUCUUGGUCGUCCAAGCAUGGGCCGGUUUGGCCCGACCAUCACGGUCAAGCUGCCCCAUUGUCGAGAAUCAGAAAACGUACUCGACAUCCUCCCUCUACUUGAAAACGUUCGGUUCUGCAAGAUCGCUACACAGAUCCAGGAAGUCCUGGCUGUGUCGCCAUUGACGAGACACCAUGAAAUGUUUCAUUUCGAUAACCAGCUCCUGGAAUGGUACGAGAAUCUCCCGUACAUUCUGAAGGAUCAUGAGCCAUGCUCGGAGUCCAUUGCGGUCGCAAGGACGGUGAUGAAAUGGCGCUACCUCAACCAACGCAUGCUGCUGUACCGGCCAACGCUGCUGAGCUAUGCUAUGCGUCGCGUUCCCUACAUCGCGUUGCGGUCUGAAGAACGGACCUCAAUCGAGCGAUGUCGAGAGAUCGCUGAGGCCACCAUUUCAGACAUUUCCUCGACGGCGCAGUCGCACGGGAUGUCGGGCUGGAAUGCUGUCUGGCUGCUGUUCCAGGCAACGAUGGUACCGCUCUUGGGACUCUUCCUGAAUGACAACACUACCAGCGACCCCAGAGCGAGCAUCGAAUCGUGUCAGGGGCAAGUCGAAAUGGCGAUGCUCAUUCUGGCGCGGUUGCAGCCCUGGAGCCCGACCGCCAAGCGAACCCUUGAUGCCGUCGCCCGCAUUUUCGAGGCCAGUAAACGCGGCCCGGAAAUGACCGACAUGAACGGUCAGUAUGCCACCCCGCGAGAUAGCAUUGUCUCGGGGGUCGCUCCAGCGAUUCUUCCCUCGCAGAACGAGUUCGGCCGGGGAACGAUGGUGGCCAACGAGGUCAGCUUUACGGAUCCUUUUGCGCCGUCGUUCAUGGAUGACUCGGCUGGUCAGCAGCUCUGGGACUUCCUCAGCUGGAGCGACAGCAGUCUGUGGCCUGGGGUUGCUGAUCUCGACUGCUCGCCGGAGACCAAUCCAUUUGAUGACAAGGGACUGAAGUACGGCAGCAACGCGUCAGCGUUUUUCGGGAUGAGCGACUCCACCUAUUUCCCGAACCCUCCGCUGGCAUUUUACUAG
Molecule: messenger RNA, 2325 nt
Organism: Aspergillus steynii IBT 23096
Lineage: Eukaryota; Fungi; Ascomycota; Eurotiomycetes; Eurotiales; Aspergillaceae
Product: putative C6 transcription factor
Exons: 3
Coding region: 1-2325 (774 amino acids)
Biological process (GO): positive regulation of transcription from RNA polymerase II promoter by galactose; DNA-templated transcription
Cellular component (GO): nucleus
Molecular function (GO): RNA polymerase II cis-regulatory region sequence-specific DNA binding; DNA-binding transcription factor activity, RNA polymerase II-specific; zinc ion binding
Source: RefSeq, a predicted model, not a curated record